ACUUCCUGAGUGCCUAACCUCAUUAAACUAGUAAACAAUCUGGCCCAAAUCUGGAGUGGUAAACAUCCACUGAAACUGACAGUUUCUGCCUCAUCAGCACUCUGAAGACACCUAGGAUGGACAUCAACGGGAAAUUGAAGGAAUACGAGUGCUUCAUCGAGGACAAACUAAAACGUGACUUACGGGACAUUGAGCUGCUGCUCAAUAGCAAAGCCGCUCAAUGCGAGGAGUGGAAUGAGCUGAAAACCAUGGUGGGUGCCAUCAAGGACCACAGGACAAAAGACCGCGACAUGCAAUUGCAGUUUGAGUUGGGGAAUGGGGUGGCGGCAUUCGGGAGUAUCAGCGACUAUGAAACUACUUUCGUGGAUGUGGGGCUUGGCUAUCUUUUGGAAAUGCAACCAAAUGAAGCGGGAAAGUAUGCGGACAUCCGGUUGCGGCUGCUUCAAAAGGAAAUGCUGCAUCUGCGAGAACUGGCAGUGGGUGUGAAAGUACGCAUUAAAAUGGUGCUGCUCGCCAUCGGCGAGCUGCAGGCCUCAUUAAACAGGUGACUAUGAAAAA
Dendroctonus ponderosae (mountain pine beetle) is the source of this 558-nucleotide messenger RNA. RefSeq names its product protein UXT homolog. Bases 117 to 548 code for a protein of 143 amino acids. Lineage: Eukaryota; Metazoa; Arthropoda; Insecta; Coleoptera; Curculionidae. The record is from RefSeq and is a predicted model, not a curated record. The transcript has a single exon.